Penicillium cinerascens is the source of this 2177-nucleotide messenger RNA. RefSeq names its product translation initiation factor eIF2B catalytic subunit epsilon. Gene Ontology annotation, molecular function: translation initiation factor activity; translation initiation factor binding; guanyl-nucleotide exchange factor activity. Gene Ontology annotation, biological process: biosynthetic process. NCBI's taxonomy places the organism in Eukaryota, Fungi, Ascomycota, Eurotiomycetes, Eurotiales, Aspergillaceae. Bases 81 to 2177 code for a protein of 698 amino acids. Gene Ontology annotation, cellular component: eukaryotic translation initiation factor 2B complex. The record is from RefSeq and is a predicted model, not a curated record. The transcript has 4 exons.
CUGGGACCAGUUGCUGUGCCGAUUGAACAGACUUGGUCAAUCCCAUUUCUGUGGUCCUUACUUUCCCGGAUCUUCCAGCAAUGGGUGCCAAGCAAAAAGGAAGCUCGAAGUCCAAGGGCAACCAGGCUGAGGAGGUAGAGGAGACUCUGCAGGCAGUGGUUCUGGCGGAUACCUUCGAGACGAGAUUCGAGCCCUUUACUCUCGACAAGCCGCGGUGUCUUCUUCCCCUGGCCAACACCCCCCUCAUCGAAUAUACCCUCGAGUUUCUGGCCAAUGCAGGUGUCGAGGAGGUUUUUCUCUACGGAGGCGCCCACUCUGACAAGCUAGAGAAAUACAUCAAUGCUUCGAAAUGGAGAGCCCUGUCCUCGCCCUUCAAGAAACUCACAUUCCUCAAAUCCACCUCUACCUCGGUCGGCGAUGUGAUGCGUGACUUGGACGGCAAGCACCUUAUCACCGGCGACUUCAUCGUCGUAAGCGGCGAUGUAAUCAGCAACCUGCCCAUUGAGGGCGCCCUGGCCACACACCGAGCCCGCCGCGAGGCCGAUAAGAACGCGAUCAUGACCAUGGUGCUGCGCGAAGCCGGCCCGAACCACCGCACAAAGUCCUCUUCAGUUUCACCAGUCUUUGUGAUUGAUCCGACCAAGGACCGCUGUCUCCAUUACGAGGAGAUUGACCACCAUGACGACGAUGCUCCGACCCGGUUGAACAUCGAUACGGAGAUCAUUCUCACCCACUCCGAGCUGGAUAUCCGUCAAGAUUUGAUUGACUGCAGUAUCGAUAUCUGCACUCCCGACGUACUGGGCUUGUGGUCCGAUAGUUUCGACUACCAGUCACCGCGGAAGCAUUACUUGUUCGGUGUCCUAAAGGACUACGAGCUGAAUGGCAAGACCAUUCACACACAUAUCAUCAAAGACCACUACGCCGCCCGGGUACGUAAUCUGAAGGCUUACGAUGCCAUUAGCAAGGAUAUUAUUUCGCGCUGGACCUACCCCUUGUGUCCUGAUACGAACUUGCUCCCGGGCCACACUUACGAUCUCCGCAAGGGCAGCUUGUACCAAGAACAGGGCGUGACCCUGGCUCGGUCAUGUGUAAUUGGUCGUCGCACAGUCAUCGGUAAAGGCACCAGUAUCGGUGACCGAACAACAGUCCACAGCACUGUUUUAGGACGGAACUGCAAGAUUGGCCGGAAUGUCAAGCUGGACGGCGCAUACAUCUGGGACGGCGUCGUGAUCGGAGACAACACCGACGUCCCGGGGGCUAUUAUUGCUGACAAUGUGGUUAUCGGCAAGGGCUGCACUGUCGCCCCCGGUGCGCUUAUCUCUCACGAUGUAAAGAUCGCAGACGGUGUAGAGGUUGAGAGUGGAAAGCGCAUCACCAAGGUGGGACGGAAUGGAACUGCCGGUCCCACCGACUCCAAGGUGGUCGGUCAAGGAGGCGAGGGCUACGAGUUUGUGCCGGGCGAGGAUGAUGACGAGGAAGAUGACGAUGCCAGUGUCGCCUCAUCGGGACUGGUAUACCGCAUGCCAGGACUUUCGCUCUCCUCCGCCUCCAUCUCAACCCUAUCUUCCGAAGUAUCCGACGGAUCAUGGCAACGCUCCGCACGCAGCAGUUUCUCCGACGAGGAAGAACAGGACCACUUCCACCACGACGCAUCAGUUAGUCUAUUUGACGGUCUGCGCGACGGCGUCUCCGCAGACGUGGUGCAAUUGGAGCUAGUCAGUCUGCGUAUGACAGCCAACGCCUCGGAUGUGCAAGUGCGGCGCGCAAUCGUAACCUCCUUCAUGAAAUACAUCCAGCAGCUCAUGGAAGGUGGCAAGGGUGCCGGCGAUGCCGUGCACGAGGUGUUCUCCAAGUACCGUGAAGUCGUGGAGCGCACGCUAUUCGAUCGGAACAAGGCUGAGAAGAGAGAUCAGGUAGAUCUUUUGCUACGGCUGCAGCAGGAUCUGGUGCACCGCAACAAGGGUGAUACCGUGCUGCUUUUUACUGCGAAGGAGCUGUACGACUUGGAGCUGGUGGAUGAGGAGGCGUACGAGCAAUGGUGGGAUCAUGAACGGUCUACUGAAAGUGAAGAGAUGAAGACCGUUCGUAGCCAGGCGCAGCAGUUUGUGGAUUGGCUCGCGAAUGCUGACGAGGAGGAGAGCAGUGAGGAGGAAGACAGUGACGAGGACGAUGAGUAG